GUUACUGUAACUAUGUAUAUUAGGGAAAAUCGCGUAUAUAGAGAUCAGUGGGAAAAUCGCGCACUUCUCACUUUUAGGAGUGUUUGUAACUUAGUAAACCAUGAUAAACAAAACAUACUCUCAUUUUCAAAAGACGACUCCUUGCAAGUCAUUAUAAAAUUGCGCAAUAAUGAUGAUUUCCCUGGUGUUUAGUUUUGUUGACGUUACCAAGUCAGCCUUGUAUUUCGGAAUGUAUUUCGAACCGAGUGCACCUCGCAACGGCUUCGCACACUUUUCUUGAUCCACGAAUUACGAAGAAUGAAGAUUAAAAAGUAUCACGCUUGAAAUUUCGACACGUGCAGGCACAUGCACGCAAUUCGCACAAACCUACUUCCCACGUGGUAGAAGUGUUUUGAUCAUUAUUGUCACAUCGUGGAUCACGGGCAACAUACAAAAAACAGUCAGCUGCGAAAUCGAACGGAAUUCGUGGGUUUACUAUAAAAGGGGAAGACAAUAUUUUAUUACUCUUAAUUAAUGUGGUUUGCAGGAAAGUAACGAUUAGUUAUUAUGGACAGGCGGCACGGAUUAAAUACGCCUUCUCCGUUGAGAAAUAGCACGGCUGCGAAUCGACCCUUUCGAUCACCCUUUCAUACUAUUCUCAGCCCAUGUGAUAAAGUCAAUCUCAACGGAAAGCGUGUCAAGGUUUCAAACGUUAGAUCUUCUCCUUCAUGGACCCCAAAGAAGAGGACUAGUCAUCAGCCGUGUUUAAUGGGGAAAAAAAUUUGCUUAAAAAAUGAAUACGCACCAUCAGAAUGCGACAAAGAAAGAUCGAUUACUGAGGAUGAUCUUAAACAAGUCAAAGAAAGAAUCUGCGUAAAGAAACAACAAUUAGAAAGUGUGAAACGUCAGUUGUUGUACGAAAAAAAGCACGAGGCACAUGAUUUAAAUGAUCUUACGGAAAGAUGGCUGCGAGGGUGUCAAGAAGCGCUUAUGCAAUUCCAGAAAGAUAUUAGCUACCACAGCGGAACUGCUGUAAGCAUGCCAGAGCUUUUGGCGCAGUUAGGGAUUCCGCCAAAAUUGGUACAAUAUUCAGUUGAAGAUUGCAACUUUGUGGUGUAAAGACAGACAUUGAUUGUUGAGAUUCUUUGUAUCCAUAAAAUGGUCAGGAUGAGAACAUUUGUGAACGAUAUAUUCAAGCGAUAACCAACUAUAUAUCAUUAAUUUAAUCUGUCGACUGUAUUGAGUACUUGUGCAGCAGCAUAUUGUGCUACAAAAACAUUAUUUAUUUACAUAUUUUCGUACAAACUGACAAACUUUGUUUAUCAGUUUCUUAAAGUUAAGUCAAGUAUUACUCAAUAAUUAUGGGGCCUAAAUGGAUGAUCCGGAUCAAAGAGCUGGGGGUCUUUCACGUACGUCACAUCCUUGAAGUAGUAAGCCAUGAAACCUAUAUUUUAACGUAUAGAAUUAUAUUCAUUGACUGAAGUAAAAUUGGAGAGAUAAUCGAAAUAGAUGAAAUGUAAUUCAACCAGAGAUGGACCACAAAGUACCCUUAAUAUAAAUUACUAUGAUAUAUUCAUUAACAGUAUAUAAUGUCAAGCUAGCCAUCAACAUAUUAAUCAAAUUAUUGCAAAAAUAAAGCAUUGCUAAUCAAAAUAAUCGACUUGAGCCUAUGUUGCUGAAUACAUCAAUGCGUCCUACAGAAAAAGACGUAUUUUGGUGGGCUGGAUAGAUAGAAUGUAUUUCGCCGGCUAAUUUAGAACGGACAUAUCUCAAAAGAUGCUACGAAUUGUGUAUAGAGCUUUGUGUACACUUGCUGUACCAUCUUUUGAGAUAUGUCUGUGCGAUCUGGCCCACCAAAAUAUGUUCAUUUCCAUAGGAACUGUUGACAUAGUUACAAAAAAGAAUUUUAUGUGGAAGGAUAUUACCAUACACAAGUAAUCGAUUGGGUUUUUAAUAAUUCAUACAGGUUGAAGUAAGUAAGGCUACUGUAACGAUG
Neodiprion virginianus is the source of this 1975-nucleotide messenger RNA. RefSeq lists its product as uncharacterized. The record is from RefSeq and is a predicted model, not a curated record. Gene Ontology annotation, biological process: positive regulation of DNA-templated transcription; double-strand break repair via homologous recombination. The transcript has 4 exons. NCBI's taxonomy places the organism in Eukaryota, Metazoa, Arthropoda, Insecta, Hymenoptera, Diprionidae. Bases 547 to 1098 code for a protein of 183 amino acids. Gene Ontology annotation, cellular component: Swi5-Sfr1 complex.